AUGGCUUCAUUGGAUGAUAUCUUGGCUGCGAUAAAUAAGCAAAGCAAAGAUAUGCGAGAUAUUAAAGACGAGUUAGGCGGAAAGAUGGAUAGCAUGACAUCUCGUGUGGAUCCACAAGGUCGAGAGACACCUGACCUACGGAGUCAAGUAGAUCAUGUUCGAGAGGACAUAGAUGAUGUUGUGGAUGCUCGGAUGAAGGCUUAUGCGGAGGCCUUGUUAAGGAAGGUUGCUACUCUUGAAGAAAAAGGAAGUCAUAGUGAUGCUAGACGUGAAGAAAUCCACCUUGGCAAGCAACCUAUGGGCUCAACAAAUGUUUUCCUAAAUCGAUCUAUCCAAGUUGAUGAUUUUAGCGAAAGGCGUCCUACUAGUCCAAGGCCUACAUCUAUCCAAGGUCGACGAGGAAGACAGGAUGCUACCAAAGAGUUACUUGAUGAGUUUGACUUCGAAGAAGAUAUCCAUAACCGAAGAAGCCGAGUUCGAGUUAAUGAGGUUGAUGAUAACAUGCAGUCCAUCAAGUUCUCCAUACCACCUUUCGUAGGAUCGGCUGAACCUAAUGAGUUUCUUGAGUGGAAAAGCAAAGUGGAGAUGAUGUUUGCAUGUCAUAAUUACUCGGAGCGCAAGAAAAUUCAGCUUGCUGUUGUGGAGUUUAAGAAGUAUGCCCUUGUUUGGUGGGAGAAGGUACAAGUCGAUAUUGCAAGGUCGGGAAUGCCUCCGGAUGAGACAUGGGCAGCCCUUACUCGAGUUAUGCAUGCACGUUUUGUGCCCCCGCAUUAUCAGAUGGAUCUUCAGAAAAUUCAGUUUUUAGUCCAAGGUAGCAAGACGGUUGAACAGUACUACAAGGAAAUGGAGAUGCUUAUGAUGCGGGCUCAGCUUAUGGAAGAUGAUGGAGUCACCAUGUAUCGGUUUCUCAAAGGGUUGAGGCGUGAUAUUAUGAUUCAAGUGGAUAUGUAUCCAUACAAUUCUACUUUGGAACUUGUCCAACUUGCUACCAAGAUUGAAUCGCAUGGAAAGUUAGGAGUAAGUGUAAGCUUUGGAAAGACGUCACCAAAUUUCAACAAGUUUGGGGGUAAUAUGGGACAAACAAAAUGUUGGCCCAAAGGAGAUGAUAAGCACAUGACCAAGAAUAAGCCGCUUAAGGUGGUUAAGCGUGAUGAACCAAGGAAAGUCAGCAAGGAUGGUUCACCAAACAAAGCAAAGCAUGUCACAUGCUUUAAGUGUCAAAGGAAAGGUCAUUAUGCCAAUACAUGCCCAAAUUUGCGAACUUUUGUGCUUUGUGACAAUGGGGACUAUGUAUUUUUGUCGGAUGAUGAGGGUGAAGAUAGGGAACAUGGGGUUGAGGCGAGUGAGGAUGAAGCAAUCCAAGUGAUGGAAGAGCACGUUGAAGAGGAUUCAUCCGGGGAGUCUCUAGUGGUUUUGCGAAUGCUUGGUGCUGUUCCCAAGGAGUCGGAAAAAUUUGUUGAUCGGGUUAAGGAGCAACGGGGGAAUUUGUUCCAUUGUCGGUGCAAGAUUGGUGGGAAGCGAGCAUCGAUAAUCAUUGAUAACGGAAGUUGCACCAAUGUCUUAAGUUGGUAUGUGGUAGACAAGCUUGGACUCCAAACUAUCAAGCAUCCGACUCCAUACCAUCUUCAAUGGAUGAACUCUAGUGGAGAUAUGAAGAUCACUACGCAAGCCAAAGUUCCAAUUUCAAUCGGCCCCUACAAAGAGGAUGUCCUUUGUGAUGUUACUCCGAUGACCGCAUGCCAUGUGCUUCUUGGCCGACCAUGGCAAUCCGAUAAAGAAUUAUCUAUGAUGGCAAGACUAACAAAGAGGUUCAAAAAGAUCAAGAAAGUUUGCGAAAGAAGAUGCAAGAGGCUGAAAGCCUUUAAAGAGCUAAAGGAAAAGAAGUAUCCACAGAGGAAAGGAGAGACUCUACUGCUAAGGGUUCCAACAUCCUUCUUUCAUUUACCGAUUUUCAGAGAGAAGAUGCUUGAAGAGAUGAAGGAUGUAUACCCGGAGGAACUACCGCAAGGACUACCGCCCAUUCGUGGGAUAGAGCAUCAAAUUGACUUCCUACCCGGUGCUUCAAUCACAAAUUGUCCUGCGUAUCGGUGCAACCCAGAUGAGAAUAAGGAGAUUCAAAAACAAGUCCAAGAACUUCUUGAGAAGGGAUGGGUUCGGGAGAGCUUAUCACCAUGUGCUGUUCGUGUUAGCAUUGUCCCCAAGAAGGAUGGGACUUGGAGGAUGUGUGUGGAUUGUAGAGCGGUGAAUGCGAUUACAAUCAAGUAUCGACACCCAAUCCCACACCUUGAUGACUUGCUUGAUGAAAUCAAUGGAGCGAGAAUGUUCUCCAAGAUUGACCUUCGGAGUGGAUACCGCCAGAUUCGUAUACAACCCGACGAUGAGUGGAAAACGGCAUUUAAAACAAAGCUAGGUUUGUACGAAUGGUUGGUAAUGCCAUUCGGUCUAACUAAUGCUCCUAGUACCUUCAUUCUUUUAAUGAAUCAUGUUCUACGUGCUUUCAUUGUAAAAGUAAAGAGGAACAUGUUGAGCAUGUGCGACUCGUCUUUCAACGGUUAA
Andrographis paniculata is the source of this 2556-nucleotide messenger RNA. RefSeq lists its product as uncharacterized. Lineage: Eukaryota; Viridiplantae; Streptophyta; Magnoliopsida; Lamiales; Acanthaceae. The record is from RefSeq and is a predicted model, not a curated record. The coding region runs from base 1 to 2556 and encodes 851 amino acids. Gene Ontology annotation, molecular function: zinc ion binding; nucleic acid binding. The transcript is spliced from 5 exons.